Lagenorhynchus albirostris (white-beaked dolphin) is the source of this 1520-nucleotide messenger RNA. Its product is annotated as UBX domain-containing protein 2A-like. The transcript has a single exon. Gene Ontology annotation, cellular component: nucleus; cytosol. The record is from RefSeq and is a predicted model, not a curated record. Gene Ontology annotation, biological process: membrane fusion; proteasome-mediated ubiquitin-dependent protein catabolic process; autophagosome assembly. Lineage: Eukaryota; Metazoa; Chordata; Mammalia; Artiodactyla; Delphinidae. Bases 199 to 900 code for a protein of 233 amino acids. Gene Ontology annotation, molecular function: ubiquitin binding.
CGAGGGAGGCGCGCAGGGUCGCAGCGGCGCGGCAGCCGAGCUUGAGAGGGUCUGGGGACAGUAGUGCUCCCAGUGUGAGGGGCGGCGGCGCGGCGGCGGCGGCGCCCGCGGUCCCUGAGCGAAUUGAGGACGAGGCCGCGAGGCGACGGCGCGGCGGGGCCCCCUCCAGCGGCCGCGCCCGGAGUAAGGCAAAAGAGAAUGAAAGAAGUAGAUAAUCUUGAAAGUAUAAAGGAAGAAUGCCUUUUUGAGGAAGCUCAGAAGGUUGGUGCCAAAUGUUUGUCUCCCACUGAACAAAAGAAACAGGCAGAUGUAAGUAUAAAAUUAUGGAAAAAUGGAUUCACAGUCAAUGAUGAUUUCAGAAGUUAUUCUGAUGGUGCAAGUCAGCAGUUUCUGAACUCCAUCAAAAAAGGAGAAUUACCUUUAGAAUUACAGGGAGUUUUUGAUAAAGAGGAGGUCGAUGUUAAAGUUGAAGAUAAGAAAAAUGAAGUAUGUAUGUCAACGAAGCCUGUGUUCCAGCCCUUCUCAGGACAGGGUCACAGACUGGGAAGUGCUACACCAAAAAUUGUUUCUAAAGCGAAGACUAUUGAAGUUGAGAAUAAAAAUAAGUUGUCUACUGUCCCAGUAAACAGUCUGGAACCCAUCACUAAUAUACAGAUCUGGUUAGCCAAUGGGGAAAGGAUUGUCCAGAAAUUUAACAUUUCUCAUAGGGUAAGCCACAUCAAAGACUUCAUCGAAAAAUACCAAGGAUCACAAAGAAGUCCUCCCUUUUCCCUGGCAACAGCUCUUCCUUUCCUCAAAUUACUAGAUGAAACACUCACACUGGAAGAAGCCAAUUUACAGAAUGCUGUAAUCAUUCAGAGACUCAAAAAAACCGCUGAACCUUUUAAAGAACUUUUAUAACAUUGAUUUUUGAUACACUAAGUGGAAGGUUUCCAGAAAAAUGAUGGUCAUAAGUGGACAUGCACACCAAAAUGGGAGGGAAGUCAGAUUUGCUGAGCUUUGCACUAUUUAACUCCCUCCUGAUGAGAAGAUUUUAAAAUAAGUACAAGUUAGGAAAAUAAACUAUGACUGGAAACUAUAUUCAAUGAACUUUUCCCAGAAGGCUACUCAGAAAGAAAAAUAGACUUAUUUUCAAAUACCAGUUAUUUAACGUAAGAUAUAUUAAAUAACUAUAUCAUUUAAAAUCUUAAUACAGUAUAAAUUAGCAAAUAUGUUCAUAGCAUCUUUCAUUCAAACAUCAUUCCCAAACAGCAGUGAUUUGUUUAAAUGUUAGCUGUCUCAGAUUUUUUUAAAUAGCAAUACAUUAAAAAAUUAUACAUGGCAGGUUAAAAACAUCAAUGCAAUUUUUUUAUAUCUGAGAUACAAUCAAAAGGCUGAAAGGAACUGCUUUCACCACAGCUAUGCCUCACCCUCAGAAGUGUUCCCAAUUUGCAUUGUCUAAUGGCAAGAUACACUCAAAUAUUAACUUGGCAACAAUAUCUGGGAUGUAUUUUCAUUUAAGAAUAAAAUUGUGUGGCUUA